Dacryopinax primogenitus is the source of this 2295-nucleotide messenger RNA. RefSeq names its product Metallo-dependent phosphatase. Gene Ontology annotation, biological process: fungal-type cell wall organization; calcineurin-mediated signaling. The coding region runs from base 66 to 1946 and encodes 626 amino acids. NCBI's taxonomy places the organism in Eukaryota, Fungi, Basidiomycota, Dacrymycetes, Dacrymycetales, Dacrymycetaceae. The record is from RefSeq and is a predicted model, not a curated record. The transcript has 12 exons. Gene Ontology annotation, cellular component: cytoplasm; calcineurin complex. Gene Ontology annotation, molecular function: calmodulin-dependent protein phosphatase activity; calmodulin binding.
CCAGCUCAUAAACCUACUUCUACUCUUCCACCACUCCGCGACGUUAUCAUUAACUGUAAACAGUUAUGGCUGCCGCUGCUGCCAAGGCUGCCCACGUCGAGAGGGUCGUCGAGCAGAUCAGGGAGAGGGGUAACACGCGCAUCCCGGACAUCGACUUCACACAGCACAUACUGGAAGAUGGAAGCUAUAUCAGCACACAGGAGCGAGUUAUUAAGGAUGUUCAAGCGCCCGCAAUGGGCGUUCCCACCAACGGGCAAUUCUACUCCAAGACCGAUCCCUCAAAGCCAGAUAUCGCAUUCCUAAAGAAUCAUUUCUAUCGGGAAGGACGACUGACUGAGGAUCAGGCGAUGUUUAUCAUCGAGAAGGCAACGGACAUUCUGAAGAAUGAACCCAAUCUGUUGGACGUGGAUGCGCCUAUCACUGUCUGCGGCGAUAUCCAUGGUCAAUAUUAUGACCUUAUGAAGCUCUUCGAAGUCGGCGGGAAUCCGGCCGAUACGCGAUACCUCUUUUUAGGCGAUUACGUCGACCGCGGAUACUUCUCCAUCGAAUGUGUCCUCUACCUAUGGUCCCUCAAGAUUUGGUACCCCAACACCUUGUUCUUACUUCGGGGCAACCACGAAUGCAGACACUUAACCGAUUACUUUACUUUUAAACUAGAGUGCAAGCACAAGUACUCUGAUAGAAUCUAUGAGGCAUGCCUUCAGUCUUUUUGCUGCUUGCCGCUGGCGGCCAUCAUGAAUAAGCAGUUCCUUUGCAUCCACGGUGGGCUCUCUCCUGAGCUGCGCACCCUUGAAGACUUGCGAAACAUUGACCGAUUCCGCGAGCCGCCAACACAUGGUCUCAUGUGCGACAUCUUGUGGUCUGAUCCUCUGGAGGAUUUCGGUCAGGAGAAGACGACGGAUAAGUUCGUCCACAACCACGUUCGAGGAUGUUCCUUCUUCUUCACAUAUGCGGCAGCCUGUGAUUUCCUCGAGAGGAACAACUUGCUCUCCAUCAUUCGUGCGCACGAAGCACAGGACGCAGGCUACAGGAUGUAUCGAAAGACGAAGACGACAGGAUUCCCCUCUGUAAUGACCAUCUUCUCCGCACCGAAUUAUCUCGACGUCUACCAAAACAAGGCCGCGGUUCUCAAGUAUGAGGCUAACGUCAUGAACAUUCGUCAGUUCAACUGUACUCCCCAUCCAUACUGGCUGCCGAAUUUCAUGGACGUCUUUACCUGGAGUCUUCCUUUUGUUGGUGAAAAGAUCACGGACAUGCUCAUGUCGGUGCUCAAUAUAUGCUCCAAGGAUGAAUUAGAGGAAGCUGAGGAGCCGAGUCCCAUGUCGCCUGUCAGCCCACUGGAAAGCGCGGAACGCCGCAGAGCGAUCAAGAACAAGAUUCUUGCGGUCGGCCGUAUGUCACGCGUGUUCUCUCUUCUACGAGAGGAAUCCGAGCGUGUAUCCGAGCUCAAGAAUAUUACGGGUUCGAACAAGCUCCCCUAUGGCACCCUGGCCUUGGGGGCAGAGGGUAUCAAGGACGCCAUUGCAACCUUCGAGGAUGCGCGUAAGUCCGACAUUGAAAACGAACGACUUCCUCCCUCCCUCGUCGAUCCUGAGGACGUGGCACCCUACCUCAGCUACACUCCUCCUGGUGGCUCCAGUCCAGGAACACCUCAUGAGGGCCAUUAUGGUAUUGGUUCCAUACCAGGCACACCCGCGACCCCUCCGACGUUCGACGAAUCGCCGCUUUCUCCUAACUCCACGGCGUCGCCUGGUUCGCCAUUCCGCCGCGGUCACAUCAGGGCACAGAGCCUCGGCACGACCCGAUCCAGUCCUUCCACGAGGCGGAGAAGCAUUGAGAGUACGAUGUCCCUCCUGCGCGAGGCAGUUGAGGGCGCUGGAGGAGAGGAUCCAGAGGCGGCUAGGGUCGCAGAGGCGACUGCCCGGAAGGACUACUGGCAAGCAUAGUCCACGUACGACAUCGACAUGCCCAUGACAGCGACAUGUACCACGGAUUGUACUUCCUCUAACACCUUACCGUCACGUGUCUAUCUUGCCUGGUCGAUUUGUGUAAAACGGUAUCGUUAACAAGCCGGAGCUUAUUUAUGAUUUAUGCCUUGUCAACGACGGAAUGAAUAAUCAUUUGACUGGAUGCCAGCUUGCGAUUAUCGGCUGUCUACAGAUUAAGCGAUAUGAGCUGAAGCGUUCAGGCAGCGAAAGCCCAGGGAUCGGCCAAAUGUGUCGGAAUCCAGUCCCUCAGCCCGACAAAUGUUUCCAGACGAGCCAAUAUCUCCUCCGGCCAAAGAUCCCAAUCCUC